AUGCUGCCAAGGAAAAGGGUAUUUAUACAUCUAUAUAAUAACAUAUGUGAAUUUGGUAUAAUUAAAGAGAAAAGGUUUUAUCAUAAGAAGAAUGAAGAUUUAUACAAAUACAAUCAAGCAUAUGCCUACAAGACGAAGAAAAAAGGAAAGAUCACAAAAGCUAUAGAAAUAAAUAAGGAAAUUUUAAAUGAAAGUAAUAAAAAUGUAUUGGACCUUAUAAAAAUUAUUGAGAAGAAUGAAGAAUAUAUGAAUAUUAUUAAUUAUGUAACUUUUUUUCAUAGAGUUAUGCAAAUCAUAAAUAAAAAUAAAGAAAUAUAUAUAAAAUAUAAAAUAUAUAUUAAUAAAACAAUAGAACAAAAUGUAAAUAUUAUUUUUGAUUAUUUAAAAGAUACAAAUAAUAGUUUAAACAAAAUAAAUAAUUAUAAUAAAAGAUUAUUUUCUUCUUUUAUAUGGUCAUAUAGUAAAUAUAUUUCUUUCCUAAAUAAAAAGAAUAAAUAUUUUUCGAUUGAUAAUAAACAUAAAUUAUUAUUAAACAAUAAAUUUACAAAUGGAAGUUUUCAUAAUAUUAUAAAUUAUAAUAUUCAUAAAGAUACUAUAUUACCAAGUUGUGAUAUAAUAAAAAGAUAUGAAGAUAUAAAUAUAUCCUUAAUACAACCAAGUAAUAUUUCAAAUAGUAAUAUAAAUCAUAUAUAUCAAGUAAAUAAAAGUACAAACCAUAAGAUAUGUAAUUCUCAUAUUAUAUAUAAAUAUUCAAUAUUUAAUAAAAUUAAUAUUGAUUUAUUAUUUUCUUAUGCUAAUCAAUAUUUACCUCUCUUAAAUCCGUCACGAUAUGUUAUUGUGUUUUGGUCUUUAAGUAAAUUAAAUAAAGACAAUAAAGUUUUGCACCAAAAGUACUACAAAAAAAGUGUUAGCCUCAUACCCUUAUUAAAAUAUAAAGAACUUAUAAUAUUACUUUAUUCAUAUUCUUAUGUUAACUUUAGUAAUUUCUAUUUUUAUCUAAAUAUAAAAAAUUAUAUUUUGAAGCAUAAAAUAUAUAAGAAAAUAAUAAGUGAAAGAAAUUAUGAAUCACUUGUAAAUAUGUUAUUAUCUUUUAUGAACCAAAAUAUAUUAUUUCUUGAUUUAUAUGAAAAUAUAGUUAAAUAUAUUAUUUUUAAAAAAACGUAUACAUUUAUCAAUCUAUUAAAUAGUCAAGAACUCAUAACUCUUACAUAUUGUCUGUGUAAAUUUCCUAUUAUAUUAUUAGAUGAGCCACAACAAAACAAUAUGAAUAUAGAAAAAAAAUAUAUUAUUAUUAAUAAUAAUAAUAAUAUUAAAAAUAAUGUCCCAUUAUAUACACAUCAAAUAAUUUUUUUAUAUGAAUAUUUAAAAAAUGUUAUUAUCAAAAGAUCCAAUAUGAUCUUUAAAGAACAACUAGAUAUAAAUUAUUCAAUUUUUUAUAAAUCCAUUAUUAAUAAUAAUAUAUACACAUUAGAAAAUUUAAUUUUAAUUAUAUGGUCCUUAAGUUUUAAACAUAUAUACUCAGCUAAAUUAUUUCUAUACACAUUUAUUAAGUUAAAUUAUAUGAUGCAAAAUGAACAACUUAUUUAUAAUCAUUACAAUAUAUUAACUAAUUUUUAUUUAUCUUUUUUGUCCUUUAUAUUAGAAGAUCACCUUUUCAUUAAUUUAUAUUUUAACAAAGAAAAUCAUCAUUCUUUAAAUAUAUUAUAUCAAUAUAUAGAUAUGUUUCUAGAUAAUUUUAAAAGGUGCAAAGAAUCUAUAAAUAUGAAUAAACGAAAAUAUGAUGUCGAUAUAUCAAAUAUGCACAAAAAUAUUUACCAAAUUAUAAACGAUAUAAAGUUCCCUAAUAAAAUAAAUACAAUAUUGGAGUAUAAGAAUGUACAUAAUAUAUCCAUUGAUAUUUUAUUAUAUAAACCAAACUGUGUAUUACAAAAAAAUAUAUUUAUACUUAAUAUUAUAAAAGAUAAAUAUGAUACAUAUAACCAUUGUAUGUAUAACAAUAAUUCUCGUACGAAUACAUCAUAUGAAAAUUUAAAAAUUAAUAAUAUUUUAAUUACCAUGUGGAAUAAAAAUAAUAGUAUGAUUAAGAGUAAAGAGAAAGGACGAAUUAACAUUUGUAAAUAUUUUAGUUCAAUAAUAAAUUCUUCAAAGAAUAAUAUAAAGGGAACAAAGAAACAACAAAAAAUAAAAAUGAACAAAAACAGAAAAAUAAUUAAUAGUAAUAAUAUCUUUAAUGCGAAAUAUAUUAAAAGUUACUUUUGCACAAAUGUUCUAAAAUUGUCCAACAUGGAAAAGAAGAAUAAUAAUAAUGAUAAUUUAAAAAAUAAUAAGGAAAAUCAUUUAUUUAGGUUUAUAGAAAAGAUAAAAAAUUUUCAUUUGGAAAAUAAUAAAGAUCAAUUAUCGGAUACUUAUAAAGAAUUACAUGAUAUAUUAGAUAUACAUAUUAUAUAUAUGAAACAAUCUGACAUAAUAAGCUUUUUUUAUAAAUUCUCUUCUAUUCUCACCAUAUUUUAUACUAUAAAAUUUAUGGAACAUAUAAAUGAAUUGAUAAAGACGUUUUAUUAUUUCCAUAAUUUUACAUUUCUUUUUCUCAAAGAAACGAAUAUCCGAAUAAAUUUAUUUAUAGACAUAUGUUGGAUAUAUUUUAGGUACAUGAAAUUUUUAACAUAUAUAAGAAGGGAAAGAAAUAUGGAAAGAAAAUGCAUAAUUAUAAAUAAUAAUAAUAAUAAUAAUAAUAAUAUAUAUAAUAUAUAUAUAUAUAAUAAUGAUCAGAGCAAUAUACAAAACGUGCAAAGAAUCAAAUUAUAUAAUAAUUUAUUAACAUACCAAAGUUGUGAUAAUAAUGAAUCUAAUGUACUAUUAGAUCAAUUGAAUGUUAUUGACAAUAUUUUUAAUAUCGUAAAAAAAAAAAUAUUAGAAGAAGAUAAUAUCAUAAAAGGCAUAUCUUCAAAAAAUAUGAGUUUCCUUAUUUCCAUAUUUAUAUAUUUGAAUAAUUCUGAACAUAUAAGACAAUAUUUAGAAAAGAACAAUUUCCAUGAAACGGUAUUUACUAUAAAAGAUAUUCUUUUUAUAUUAAAAGCCCUUUCGAAAUAUAACAAUAAUAAUUAUAAUAAUAUUUGUAUGUGGGAUAUACAACACUUUUUUGUUAAUAAAUUUAUUGACAAUAUCAAAAAUUGUCAAGUACAAGAUUUAGUAGACUUUACGAAUUUAUGUGCAGAGUUAAAAGUAAAUCAAGAUCAUAUAAGUUCUAAUAUUAAAAACAAAAUAAUGUCUUACAUAUAUUGUGAAGCAAAUAAGGAAAACAAAAAUAUCGAAAAAAAAAAAUCUAUUCUUAAUCAUACAAUUAUAAUGAAUAUCAAUGAAAGAAAUAAUAAAUCAAUAAUGUUUAUAGAAUUAUUUGAUGAGAAACAACUAGCUUUUUUUGUAAAAAGUUGUUAUAGAAUGCACUGUUUUGAUAAAUCAUUUUUUGAUUUAUUAUGUGAUUUAAUAUUAAAAAAAUAUCGUACAUUUCAUAUUAAUAAUUUGUGUAUUGCUUUACUAUGUUUUUCUCGUAUAUAUUGUCUCCAUAAAGCAACAAAGUUUAUACAUAAAACGAGAGAUAUAAAAAUAAAGGAAUUUAUAAAUAUAAAUAAAAAUAAAAAAACAAAUAUAAUUACAAAUAAAUAUACAAAUAAAAAAGGAGAUGAUUAUUUAGAGAAGAAUAUAUCCAUGUGUAGAUAUGAUAUACCUUUAUCCUUAAAAAAGUUAAUAAUAUAUACAGAAAAAAAGUUGUUAUCAAAUACAAAUAUAGAUUUUUAUAAUUUAUCUUAUUUUAUGGAAAGCAUUACACUCUUAAAAAUCCAAAAUAAAAAAUUAUAUCGGCUAGCUCUCAAUGAAACACUCAAUAAUAUUAGGCAAAAAAUUUUUAAUGAACAAGAUACUAAAUUGUUGGGAAAAAUAUUGUGGUGUUUAUCUUAUUAUCAUAAAACGGAAUUUAUAUUUUCCUUCCACCUAAUUCAUUUUAUGCUACAAAAUAUGAUAUAUAAACAUAUAAUACCUGAAAAUUUUAUAUCCAUAUAUUUAUAUUUCAUUCAAUCUAGGGUAUAUAAUCCAAUAUUAUUUCAUAAUAUAGCUCAGGUUAUAUUAUCAAAAAUUACUUUAAAUGAUUAUUUUACCCAUAAUAAAAAUAAACAUGCGAAUAUAACAAAUGUCAAGUUAAAUGUAAUCAGUGAAUUAUAUGCAACUAUGUCAUGGGCAUAUGCUUUUGUAUAUAAUGAGACAUUAAAGAAAGAAGAAACAUAUAUGUUAAAUAAAGAAGAAAAAAAUGAAGUUACUACUUAUCCUUUAAAAAAAAGAGAAAAAAAAAUAGGUUAUACAGAAAAUAUAAAUGAUGAUAACAUAUUAUUUAAAACUAAAUCAUAUAAUGAUGAUGAAAUAAUGUAUAAUGAUUUAAAUUUUAUCCAGAAAAUAUAUUCGUAUAUUUUUAAUGAAAUAAAAAUUUUAGCAAAGAAUAAUAAUCUUUCCUUUUUAUUACUUGUACGAUUUUUGUGGGGAAUAUCUCUGACCAAUCUUAUAAGUAAACCUAUAAUAAAUUUUAUAAAUUUAUAUAACUGGAAUGAUGUAAAUACGAAGGAACAAAAUGAUAUGCAUUUGCAUAUGCUUUUUACGUUUUGGUUAAGAAUAAAAUAUGAUCAUUCCAAUUUACAGUUGUCAAAGAGCUUUAUACAAUUAAAAGAUGAAAUUUUUUUGCUAUUACAAAAACGUGAAUUUAAACGAAAUAUGAAUAAAAAUGAUCAUAUUUCUGACUUCCAUGUUCAAAUAUGUCAAAUAUUAGAUGAUUUAAAUAUAAGAUAUCACAACGAAUAUAUAACAAAAGAUCUUUUAUCUGUUGAUAUAAAACUUGAACAAAAAUGUUGUGAACAUAAAUUAGCUAUAGAAAUAGAUGGUCCAUCACAUCACUUCUUAGUUCUGAACGAAAUGGAAAAAGCGGAUCCUCAAAGGAUAAAAAAGACAUAUAUAAAAUGUGGUACAACCAUUUUCAAACAUUGGCUACUCCAAAAAAGUGGAUGGUCAAUUAUUAACGUAACAUCAUUUGAAUGGAAUAAAAUAAAUAAAGAUGAAAAAAAGAAACAUAUAAUUAAAAAAUUAAAAGAACAUGGAAUAGUUGUACAAAAACUAAAAAAUUAA
Plasmodium reichenowi is the source of this 5163-nucleotide messenger RNA. RefSeq names its product RAP protein, putative. The transcript is spliced from 2 exons. Lineage: Eukaryota; Apicomplexa; Aconoidasida; Haemosporida; Plasmodiidae. The coding region runs from base 1 to 5163 and encodes 1720 amino acids. The record is from RefSeq and is a predicted model, not a curated record.